GGAAGUAUAAUCUCAAAGCAUCUGAAGAGAACUAUGACUGCAUUAUCAGCCUUCUCAAUCAUGCGGGUAGAAUUGAUGAUGCUCAGAGCAAAAGCGAGACCUAUCCAGAGAAACCACUGAUUUCCAAUUCCCUUCAAUCAAUGUUCUUCUUGUUGUUCUUCUGGAUGAGAUCGCCUGGUCUGGGAACUGGUUCUUCGGAAUGAAGUGUCUAUUUCCAGGAUUUAAAGAUGCAAUAAAUCCAAGUGCCUGUUUGGUAUGAAAUGGCAACCGAUGUUGAUCGAGCAUGUUAUGAAUGGUCACAUGAUGAGUUAGCUCACAGGGAUGAUUCUCAGGAAGAUUCAUUUUCUGAAAUGCUUGACAAUGAGUCCAUGUCUUUCGGAAGCUAUUCAGUUGACUCAUUGUCAUGGGAAAAAAGGUCUGUGUUCACUUACAAUAAAUGUCAGGAAGAACUAGAGAAGGUCAAAAGCCCGGGAUUAGUUGCACAAAAGAAAGCAUAUUUUGAAGAGUAUUACAAAAGGAUCCGAGCUAUGAAAACUUUGGAGGAGAACCAGCAAACUGAGCUCACUAUGGACUAUGGUGGUGAUAGUAGUAUUUCCAGCCAAACUUGGGAAGAAGAAGAAACAGUGGCCCUGCUUGAUCAUUUUGUAAAUGAAUCUGCAAAUUUUGAUUAUCAUCUUGCAAAAGAGAGCAAAAUCGACUCCAGCUUGGAGAAGGUUCCUCAAACAGGACACUUAGACUCUAUGUUACCAUCUCAUGAUUUAUCGACAAGGCACAUGGAAGAAUUUGGAAAUGGAGUGAAGUAUAGUAAUUCUAUUCAGAUGCGGCAUCUUGAUGCUGAAUCUAUAGUGCAUGAAGUGACUGUGCAACAUGAUAUCAUUGACCUUCAAGACGAGGGGAUAUCAAGGAAGGAUGAAAAUUCAAUUUUUGAUGUUGAACCUGAGGAAGCUGCUGAUGGGACUUUUAUACCAAAUACCGCUCUGGGAAUAGGAGAUUUACAAUGUAGACCAGUCACCGACAUUGUACAAAACAAGAAUAAGCCAGCUAUGAAAACGCACGCUGACCAGCUUGCUCUCUCUAGGGUUAAGGACUUCGUUGCUUCAGCUAGAAAUGGCUUGAAAUUGGAAGGCAAUGCUAAGUCAGACAAGGUGAAGUCAUUGCAAGGAUUAAAGCACACAGUUCAGAAGAUAACUGGGAAAGCUGAGCUGAAUUGUUUAAGAAAGGCUACUUCUAAUACAGUAUCAAGCAACAAUAAAUCAACUUCAGCUGCUUCACACAAGCCAUUCACAGAAGCACGCUCUAAUGUUACCAUUCCCCGUCCUUUUUCUCUUGCCACAGAAAGGCGUGCUGCAGCUCACUCUGGCAGUAAAGAAGUUGUAAAGAUAUCAGAUACUAAAAUCCCACACAGAUUAUCACCAAACCAUUCAAAAGGUGUCUUGAACAUGCAGGAUUCACCCAAUAAAACAUCUACAACCAAUACUAUAAAAAGCAAAGAAGAAGAAAAUAGAAGAAGCCAAGAUAAAGUUAUGCUUAGAACUAUAGCAUUCAACUGUCAGAGUUCUGAUAGCACAGUUGCGCUUGGGCUCAGACCAUCAAAGGCAAGGUCUGUAAACCUUCCGGCUUGUGACAAAUCAAACUCAAGUUGUAGGAUCAACAACAGGUUGGCAACUUCAAUUGCUGUGAACAAACACAAAGAGAUUAAAGAGGACUCCAAACCAAGGAAUUCUCAUUUACUUGACCCAAAACUCACUGCUCCUCCAAAGCAGAACUUCAAUAGUAGUCAGUAAAAAGGUAAGCCCGUCUUCGAUCAACAACACCAAACUUACAUCGAAAAGGCCACACAUCGGUUACAUUUCACUUGAUGGAAGGAAACCAAGGCAAGAAAUGCCAAGGUGGCGAUAAAUUCAAAUAUCACAUUAAAACAGUCGAUGAAUCCUCUGAUCAAGCCUGCGAGAAGUAAACUUAUCGACGAUUUGCAAAAAUUGUAAUAGGGAGAUGUUAGGUCAUACUGUAAUCAAAAAAACUUGAUUUAUGCUGUCAGACUAUAACAAGAAUAUAGAAUUCAAUAAUUGUUAUACUGUCAGUAAAUUGUCUGCAGAUUUAAAUGGUUAUAGGUUAAAUAUGGAUUGUGUUUGAG
This is a messenger RNA of Dioscorea cayenensis subsp. rotundata (Guinea yam), 2134 nucleotides long. RefSeq names its product protein WVD2-like 7. The coding region runs from base 261 to 1784 and encodes 507 amino acids. The transcript is spliced from 11 exons. Lineage: Eukaryota; Viridiplantae; Streptophyta; Magnoliopsida; Dioscoreales; Dioscoreaceae. The record is from RefSeq and is a predicted model, not a curated record.